AGAGCGGAAAACUAUUGCCAUGAGUGACAUUUGCCUCAGAGCUUCUCUCGGGGGAACUAGCUGUCAAAUGUAGAGGGCGAAGACAAAACGGAACUUACAAAAGGCUUUCGUAGCCAAGCGAACGCCCUCUUCUCCCGCAGAACUUCGGUGAAGUUCGCGGGUCAAAAAACGCUUCACAAUGCCAAGUACUAUAUGGGAAAGAUUCCGACAAGCGCUAUGCAAGCUCGUUCCUUCCAAAGAGUACGAAAAGAAAGCCAACGCUACGGUGUCUACGGCGGACGUACUAGUGUUUCUAGUCUUCGGAACGCUGUCAUUUUUCAACCAAGAGAUGCUUUACACUGCCGCCGAAGAUAUUCUAAGCGGGCGAAAACUGCCCACGGCUUCAAUCUUUGUGACUUUCAUAACUCCGUUGAUGGCUGUUAAAAUAUUAUGUCCCUGGUUUAUACAAAGGGUACCUUAUUUAGUCAAGACCUUGUUGAUCACGACUUUCAUGAUUGUCGGCAUUUUGAUCAUAGUGUACGCAGAAAGCACAAAGCUCAAGUUACUUGGCAUCGCGAUGAAUGCUAUGGCGACUGGGGCAAGCGAGUUGGUCUUCCUUUCACUCACUUCAUUUUACCCUCAAAUCUGCAUCAGUUCUUUCGUGGCUGGAACUGGUCUAUCAUCUCUGGUUGCGCCUUUAUACUAUACAGGUGUCACGACUUGGAGCUGUGUACCGCCCAAGACAGCUAUCCUAAUAACGGCCCCUUGGUCCAUCCUCAUCAUGAUCGCAUACGCCAUCCUUAAUAAGGAGCCCAUCGCCAAUAGCCCCUGCUCAAGUCCGUCCCUCGGCAAGCGGUCCAAGGGAGUGUCGUACGAGAAGAUCGAAAGUGAUGGGUCCUCGGAAGACGAGGAGCUCACGGAAUUCGAUCAGACCAAACUCAGCCUGACCCGACCGCUCGAUUGCAAGGAGAAGGGGCUGGCCGCGUGGAAGAUUUUCCCGUUUAUGCUGCCUCUCUUCUUCAGCUUCUUCGCCGAAUACCUCAUCACUUCAUCAGUGGUAACAACAGUGUCGUUCCCAGGCUCCGGCAUCCGCCCGCGGGAUCACUACUUGUACUACUCGCUAUCCUACCGCAUCGGCAAGUUCGUGGGGCGAUCCUAUCUGUUCUUUAUUUCCUUGUUUGGGGACUUCUCCCGCUUCUUGCUGUGCCGUCACACGUGGAUCUUCGCACUGAUCAAUCUUAUCCUCCUCAUGUUCUUCGCCCUGGAAUCCUGGUACCACUUUGUCCCCGGUAUCGGUCUCAUUAUCGUCAUGUGCUCGGCCGUCGGCCUUGUCUCGGGGCUCAUCGUGCUACACUCGCCACACGCCGUUGCCUCGGUUACCGAGACCCGAGAGCGCGAAUUUGCGUUCGGGCUUCUUACGCUGGGUAACGCUAUUGGUGCAUUCAGCGCAGGCUUGGUUGGGUUGGGGGUGGAACCGUUUCUGCAGUCGGAGUGUAAGAUGCACUUCAUCAGUGAGCAAAUGUAUUGCUUCACUCGCCAUCGUAACGCGACCGGCUGGAGCUCUAAUAUUCACUGUUAAUGUCCUUAAUUAAGGAAGAGAAAUAGGGGAGUGGAGGGUGGGGAAUAACUUGACCGCCUCUUAUGCUCCACUAAUAUCCAUAAAGAGGGAAAAUAAGGGGGGAGAGGACGGUAGGGGAAUAUGUUAUCUCGUACUCAAAUGAAACCGGUUAUGAAUGUAAAUUAAACAACAAGAAAAUUAGAUAUCAUGUUAUAAACUUGAAGACAUUCAGCAAAUAUUAAAUUCUGCUUGUGCAGUGACGGCGUAUUUUCUGGAAAAAAGAUCGAACGUGCGGAAAGUCUUUUUUUAGUUAAAUAGAAAAUGGCACACUAUUUCGGAUGUCUUCGCGAAUCCAAUUGAAAUAGGGAAAAGUAGCUUGCGUUUUAUGAGAGGGGUAAUAACGACGGGCCUUGUCCGCCUUGUCCGAGGGCGGGGCAGAAUGAGAUGUGCCCCUGAGUAUAAGAAAAACUAAAAACACCUACCUGUAUCACAUGCGGUCAUAUGUGACGUUAUUUUAAUUCAUCGCAAAUUAUUUUUCUUUAGAAACGUGUAAAUAAUUAACAAAUAACUGAAAAAUAUUAACAUUCUCAUAUUAGUGUUGUUUGGAAUAGUUGGCUAGAUUUAUUUUAGUUAUGCGUAUGUAAAUAUAUCGGGGAAUAUUCUGUGAUGUGUAAGAUGGUAUAAAAUAAAUAAAUGAUCUAUUUUGUGAAAUUCAAAUGCCGAUAAAUAAAUAAAACGAACCUCCCCACAGAUCAUUAAAAAUGUACAUUCAU
Nematostella vectensis (starlet sea anemone) is the source of this 2310-nucleotide messenger RNA. Its product is annotated as protein BTN1. The coding region runs from base 179 to 1558 and encodes 459 amino acids. The transcript is spliced from 2 exons. Gene Ontology annotation, cellular component: membrane; vacuole. The record is from RefSeq and is a predicted model, not a curated record. Lineage: Eukaryota; Metazoa; Cnidaria; Anthozoa; Actiniaria; Edwardsiidae. Gene Ontology annotation, biological process: regulation of intracellular pH.